Mercenaria mercenaria is the source of this 6433-nucleotide messenger RNA. Its product is annotated as plexin domain-containing protein 2-like. The record is from RefSeq and is a predicted model, not a curated record. Bases 64 to 1713 code for a protein of 549 amino acids. The transcript is spliced from 15 exons. NCBI's taxonomy places the organism in Eukaryota, Metazoa, Mollusca, Bivalvia, Venerida, Veneridae.
GGUACUUUUUCGGAUAUGCUCGGUUCUUUCCGUCGGCUUCCUUAGUAUCAAAUCUCAACAAAUAUGGCGAUCAGUACGGUUUACAGUGCUAAAUUUACAGCCUUUAUUUUAAUCAUAUUAUGUACAGAGACACAUAUAUUCGCUUCAGAAGAUGAUAUAUACCAUAUUGAAGCAAAUCAGGACGUGUCCAAAUUCCAAGAAAUAUCUGUGAUAAAAUAUGAACGUUCUCGUCAGAAACGACAGACUGGUGGUUCUUCAAACAUGACCACCGCAGGAACACCCACAACUACUCCAAAUUUACUUGAUUAUAAUAUCCAGCAUGAUGACCAUUCAUAUUAUGAGUCUUUAAUGUUUAAACCAUUGGACCUGAAUGAGUUCUGGGUUGAACUGAAGGAUGUUACUGGACAUUCAACAUUGUCAGACAGUCAUAGAACAGCUGUGACAGCAAAGUUGCCUUUUCGUUUUCCAUUUUAUGGACAUUUGAUAGACAACGUUACCAUAGCAACAGGAGGCUUCCUGUAUAUGAGUCCGUUCUUACACCAAUGGCUUACUGCAACACAGUAUAUUGCGCCAUUGAUGGCAAACUUUGAUACUAGGGUUGGAAAUACCUCAGAAGUAUUCUAUUCCAGUAUGGACAAAAAAUUUGUUGUUGAAUGGCGAGAUGUACAUCUACAGGACCAAAACGGUAGGUCCGAUGAAGGCACGGGGUCUUUCCAGUUCCAAGCUAUACUUCAUAUGAAUGGAUCUAUUGCUUUUGUUUAUAAACAGCUCCCUAUUCCAAUAGUGAAUAUAAGCUCAAGCGCACAUCCUGUCAAGAUUGGCUUGUCUGACGCUUUCUAUUUUGAUACAACAGCUUUUGGUAUGAAAAAAUCUUGUCUGCUCUUUCUAGCAUUACUUAAGCCUCAAUUUGGUUUGAAUGGAAUCAUCUUUCUAUGCAAAUUACUUGAGCCUCAAUUUGGUAUAUUUGUGCCAUUCGUAGCAUUACUUGAGCCUCAACACCUUGCAGUGUGUAUGAUUCUUGUUUUGUUUUUCUUUAUUUCAGCGUGUAACAGAUUUUCUGAUUGUGAAAGCUGUGUAUCAGCAAAGAUAGAUUUUAAAUGUAGAUGGUGUGGUAUAAUAAAUAGAUGUAGUGACAGCGUGGACUGGCACAGGCAGAAGUGGCUAAACGCUGGCUGCGUACAUCUCUCUGUUGCUGACAAUGAAACAUGCAGUCAGGUGCUCAAUACAACAACAACAACGAUAUCCACUACCAACAGUACAUCAGGGAACCUAUCCACUACUACUGCUACUUAUAGCACCACAACUGGAUCAAAAACGCAGCCAAAGACCGAGACCACAAAGUCUAUACCAAACAUAAUAACAAUUUAUCCAUGUCCAAAAGGGUCAGGAGUAGGUAACUGUUCAGCCAUUCCAACUGCGAAACCCCCGACAACAGAGAAACAAUCCAGUGAAAAGCCGUAUAUGAAAGGGCAAGAUUCCAGCAGUGUUGGUAAACAAGUUGGUGUUAUUGUUGUUGUUGUUGUGAUCGUCCUAGUACUUGUUGGAGCAAUCGGCGGCUGGGUAUACUACGCCUACACUCACCCAACAUCAGCAUCUGGAAUGUGGCUGAUGGAGCAUCGCCCAAGUCAAAUGAAGGCAAAGAUGUCCAAUAUGAAAUUCUGGAAGAGAAACGGCACGGCGGGGGACAAAUAUGCUGUCGAGUCAACAGCAUAACAGAGGCCUCUGGUGUAUGGUGGACUUUGUGAGACUAAAGAAUCAACUUUGCAUUCUAGACAUGACUGUUAAUUCUUGGAAAUAAUGGAAACAUGACUGUUAAUUAUUGGAAAUAAUGGUGUCUUAUGGAUAACUUUUGGUGUUUUUGAUAAAGAAAAAAAAUGUUUUUACAAUAGGAAAGUUAAUGUUACACAGCAUACAGAAAAAAUACAAAUGUAGCCUUUGAAAUAUUUUUUUUUAGCUAGUUUCAUAUUUGAAUGUAAGAAUUGGCAGUAUUUUGUAUAAGUUUGAUAAUUUAACUCCUGAUUGCCCACCAUACUUUUUGUAUUAAAACAAAAGAGUCUGUAUCAUUACAUUUAUAAACCCUUAUGCUGCAGGAUCAAACCUGAAAAUUCUCAUCACAACAUAUGAUCAUUUUAUAUCUCACUCAUAUUUCUUAUAUUUGAUAUUUAAAAUGCCAGGACUGGGUUUACAGCUCCAGGAAUAAUAAUCGGGGUUAAAAUUCCAGGGAUAGGUAUAAAACUUGAGGAUUGAGCACUUAAUUUGGGAUUUUAAGCUCUUAAUUUGGGUAUAAAGCUCAAGAAUUUGUAUAUAAAGCUCUAAAAUAAUGGUUUAAAGCUCAAACAUUGGGGUAUAAAGCUCAGAAAUGUAGGUUCAACACUCCAAAUUUGGGUAUUAGGCUAAAGCAUUGGAUUAUAAUGCUCUAAACUCUGGUAUAAAAGCUCAGGGCUUUGGAUAUGAAAGAGCUUUUUUUAUCGGUGAUACCAGGGAUCAGAUACCAGUGGUUGUGAACAUAUUUUUGAGAUUCUAUACUAUUCUGAUAGUGAAUAAAAACAAAUUUUAGAAAGAAUUUUUUAUACCCAUGUCUGCAGCAGCAUAUUUAAAAAAAAAAAAGAUUAUGUCAUAUCAUCCACAUUAAACAUUUUUUUUUGUAAUUUAUGAAAUAUUUUGAAGUUACUUGGUACUUUGUGUACUUUGAUAAUUUUAACCAAAAAAAAAAUUGUCACAAAGAAAAAAAAAAGAAAUUAAGGGCAAGGCAUAAACACAGCAUUGUUUUGUAUUGGCCUAAACAAGUUAUUAUGGAGAUUAUUUUGUAAAAAGGAGGAAAGGAUCCAUAUAAUGAAAGUCCGGAUUUUUAUAUAGUUACAUGUAUUUUUUGGAGUUUGGUAUUUUCUGUAUGACGUUGUACCUUUUUCGUCUUUUUUAUCUACAGUGACAUAAAAUUGACACUUGCUUGUAGACCGAGAUAAACUUCUUUAGAAAGAAAAUACAGUCAAACUUUGUUCGCUCAAACUCUGAUUAUUUGAAGACCACCCUUUGCUUGAACGCUUCAUCAGGUCUGAGCAAAAACCCUUUUUUUCCUGAUUGAUGGCUAGAACUGCUUGUUCUAGACAAAACUUGUUGGUCCUAUCGAGUUAGAGCAAAUGAAGUUUGCCUGUAUAUGGUUUUUUUUUAUAAAAGCUUUGAUAUUUAUAUUACAGUUAGAAUAUUAAUUUAUUUUUUUCCAAGUGAAAUUUUGUUAGAAUUUAAUAUAAGAAAAUUAGAAAACUUUUUGGAUGUUUUUCUGUUAAAUAAGGAAGUUAAUUUUCCAUAAAGUAAGAAAGUCCUAGCCCUACUGUCACCACAAUGAUCACUUAUAUGUGCAAAACAAAACAUAAAAUGGCUUUCAUUGGCUUAGGAGGUGUACAAAGUGCCUCAAUACUUUGUGGAGUUUUGACGUGUUUUAAACUUUCCUCUGUUCAAGUAGAUAAUAAAGCCAAGACUAGCUGUGUAAAUAUCUCUUCAUACCUCAAAAGUGCAUCAAUAUCUGAACCAUUCCAGGGACACAUAUAAAAGAUAUUUUGUUUGGCAGUGAGUUAGAAUUUUUUUUUUCUUGAUGAAAGUAACAUUCUUUAAGCAAACACUUCUUGUUUUGGAAAGUGGAAUGAAAAAUUCCUGGUCUGCAAUUUGAAUUUGAAAUGAAAAUUUACUGAUUGAUGUGUGAUUUGGAAGUAAAUUUAAGAUAUCAGAAAAUUAGAACCAGUCUGCAGCAGUAAAAUAUCUUUUAAAUGUAUACCAGUCUAUGUUAAUGUUCAUUGUUCAUUGCUUUGUAUGUUCAUGUUUUUCAAGCUAGCUUUUUUGUAUGGUCUGUGUGUACCUGUUAAUGAAGAAAUAUGAGCCACGCCAUGAGAAAACCAACAUACUGCAUUUGCGACCAGCAUGGAUCCAGACCAGCCUGGGCAUCCGCGCAGUCUGGUCAGGAUCCAUGAUGUUCGCUUUUAAAGCGUUUUGCAAGUAGAGAAACCAUUAGCGGACAACAUGAAACCUGACCAGACUGCGCGGAUGGGCAGGAUGGUCUGGAUCCAUGCUGGUCGCAAACGCAGUAUGUUGGUUUUCUCAUGGUGCGGCUAAUAUAACUAUGAUAUGUAAACAUUUAUACCCUACCCACACCAGCUAGACUGGAAAUGUUUAUUUUCUUUAUUUUAAUUACCAUAGAUACUCAAGUAGAAUAGAUUACAUAAUUGCAUAUAGAAAAAAAAGAGUAAAAAGACUUACCUGAAAACUUCCCUUAUCUGCCUGAGUACGGCAUGUUUGAUAAUGAAGCAUUUCCUUCACAUGUAACCCUCACCUUUUCUAUAAUGAACUUGUCCAUCUUUCAAUUCCGACAGUACCAUUAGCUGUUAAAAGGGGUGCUUACCAGAUACUGACUGAAUGGCGAACAGUGCAGAUCAUGAUCAGACUGCAUGGAUGUGCAGACUGAUCAUGAUCUACACCGGUCGCAAAGGCAGAAUCAAUCAUGUCCAGCAUGAUAUGGGUUAAAGUGUGUUGUAUUCAGUAAAUGAAAGUUGAACCUCCCUGCUGUAGUUGAAUGAUCCACCAGGAAGAAGUUUUAUGUACAAUUAAGUCAGCUGUGAGCUUUCUGGCAUACAUGUGUGACAGAGGUUUGGCAGGUAAGGGGAGAUCACUUGGGUAAGAAAAAGUAACUCCGAUAAUGGGGGUAUUAGCAAAAAUGUUUAUGUCUUUACUACUUUGUCCAUGACUAAUUUUGUUACUGUUGACUGCGUUAUCUUUGUUUGUUAUAGAGUUUUUUAGAUAGAGAAUUUUUGUUCCUUUUUUUUUAAAAUCACAUGUUCCUGUUAAGAUAUAAAAGAUGAGAUGUACAAAAGUGGUGGGUAUUUUCCAAAAAGAGAAGACAGGCUUAGUAUAGUCGUAGAUCAAUAUCUUGUCCGGAGGUUUCAAGGAACUGGAAGAAUUUUAAAUUUGAAUUUAAUAUAAAUAAUUUAUAUACACUGAUUUUGUCCGCAUGUUUGAAUAUGUUCGAGUUUAAAAUGGGCAGUACACCUUUGGUGUAUUUGUGCCAUUUUUAUCAAUGCUAUCAGUAGUAUGACAUAAUAAAAUUAUACAUGUAUGAUGUUUUUUAACAAAUAACUUUACAUCUUCCACAUAUCAUGGGAUUGUGUCAUAUAUAAAGAUAUAUCAAAAAAAUUUACCAAAAAUAAAUGUUUUUGUAUCAGAUUUGACCUGAUAAUUGUGAAUUAUUUUGUAGAAGUUUCAAAGCUUAUAUUGUAGUUUUGUUAGAGGCUAAUUUAAAUAAUUUGUUAAGACAUACAUUGUUUUUAAAUGAGAUUUUUCCUGUAAAAAUUGUGUCUUUCAAUGAAAAAAAAAAUCUAUCAACUAGAAAAACUGAUGAUAUGAAGGAAAAGAACUUGAAAACAUGGUUUCAUCCAAUAGAUUUUUUUUUUUAAAGUUUUUUUUAAAACCACAUCAAAUUUAACUUUCUGCACAUUAUAUUUUACAUAAAUGAGCAAGCAUUGUAAAAAAGAAUACAAAAUAAAGCGGCGACUAAAUUGAUUUAAAAAUCAUUAUUUUUGUAGGCAUAAAUAAUUUUUAUAUAAGAAUACUGCUGUGUAAGACUGAUCUGUGUUUUGACGUAGAUAAUUAUGUCUCCCUCCACACAGUGGUGUGGGAGACAUAUUGAUUUACUCCCGUCUGUGUGUCUGUCUGUCUAUCACAAAGCUUGUCCACACUCUAAGUUGAACAUUUCUCAUCAGAUCUUCACCAAACUUGAAUAAAAUGUGUUUGCCAAUAAUUCCUCGGCCAAGUUCGAAAACUAGCCUAAUCGGCCCAGGCACUUCAGAAUUAUGGCCCAUGGAAUAUAAUUAAGGAUAAAGAGUUGUAGACCGGUUACUGUUACUCCAACUUCAACAGAUACCAAUAGGUUGCAAUCAGUAUAUAAAGACAGACUUACUAUUCAGAUGAUUAGGCAGUCGUAGGAGACAUGCGCUUUUCUCAAAAGCACCUCUAGUUUAUUUACAGGUUUGAAAUUGGGAUAAACCUUUUACACAGUUUCGGUGACUGUGCUUUUUAAAGUCAAGCGUUGCUGUCCUGUUGUUGUUAAAUUACUCACAAGUUGUUACCAAUAGUUUUAUUUUUGAUGUACAUGUACAACAGAUGAUCAGAUAUAAAGGUUAUUAAAUACUCUUAAAUGGUACAUUGAAAUUAGAAUUUUACAGAUGUUGUUAAAUUACGCACAAGUUGUUACCAACAGUUUCAUUUUUGAUGUACAAAAUGUGAUCAAAUAUAAAGGUAAAAUACUCUUUAACGGUACAUUGAAAUUAGAAUUUUACUGAUUUUAUUAAAUUACACACAAGUUGUUACCAACAGUUUCAUUUUUGAUGUACAACAUAAUUAUGAUCAAAGGUUAAACACUCCUAAACGGUUCAUCGAAAUUAGAAUUUUA